Molecule: messenger RNA, 744 nt
Organism: Plasmodium knowlesi strain H
Lineage: Eukaryota; Apicomplexa; Aconoidasida; Haemosporida; Plasmodiidae
Product: conserved Plasmodium protein, unknown function
Exons: 2
Coding region: 1-744 (247 amino acids)
Source: RefSeq, a predicted model, not a curated record
AUGAUUAAAAUUAGCGAGAAAUUAAAGAAACAGUUCCUAACCUUUGAGGAGGGGAAAGACCUCGUCACGAGCACCCUCAAAACAGGAAGAGGACUUGAAAUCUUGAACAAGACAAUAAGCGAAAAAAAUUUGCUACGAAAUGCAUUUCGUAAAAUAAAAAUUAUUAACAAAAUAGAAGAUGAAAAAAAACGAAGCGUCUGCAAAGGGAUAUGUAUCAUACAAAGGGAAAAUAAAUCCCCCAUUGCAAAAGCGCUUAACGAAUUUUAUCGAGAGAUUAAAACGAAUGCACAUUUUAAGCGUAAUAAAGUGAGAGUUAAAUUUUUUAUAGCCUUUAAAAAGAUAUAUGGGCUUUUCAAAAUUGAGACAGCGUGCAAAAUGUACGUGCGGAAAUUAUUAAAGGGAUUUUUGGUCAAACGAUGUAUUGAUUGUCCUAGUAGGAGCAAAAGGGAAGGAAAUAAAUUAUUGUCCUGCGUAGGAGGAGACCACUUCCUGCAAUAUAUUACCAGUUGUGACACCUCCAAGGCUUAUACAUACAUUAAACAUACGCACGACAUUCUUAAGAAAAAAAUUCCCUUCAAAUGCACACAUGGUAAGAACGACCUAGGUGCUAUUUCGCCAAGGCAUAUUCACAUUGUAGAAGAUAAGGCCGUCACAAAGGACUCUCCUUCAAAUGUCUACACCCUUAUCCCCCUGACACCGUACUAUUACCAAAAUUUACCCUCCAUAAAGCUGUCUCGUGAUUGA